Hordeum vulgare subsp. vulgare (domesticated barley) is the source of this 1081-nucleotide messenger RNA. RefSeq names its product adenylate kinase 4-like. Gene Ontology annotation, molecular function: ATP binding; AMP kinase activity. Bases 139 to 870 code for a protein of 243 amino acids. The transcript has 6 exons. The record is from RefSeq and is a predicted model, not a curated record. Gene Ontology annotation, cellular component: cytoplasm; mitochondrion. NCBI's taxonomy places the organism in Eukaryota, Viridiplantae, Streptophyta, Magnoliopsida, Poales, Poaceae. Gene Ontology annotation, biological process: nucleobase-containing compound metabolic process.
UGGUUGUAGUUUUUGUGGGCAACCAAACGCACCCGAGUGACCAGGAAGGCAGGCAGGCAGCAGAGAGAGAUAGGACUUGCGUUCGGACGCCGCACGCCUCGGCAGGCACGCGAGUCGAGUGUUGCGGCGGAGGAAGAGAUGGCGACGACGACGACCAUCGAGGACGUGCCGUCAGUGGAGCUCAUGACCGAGCUGCUCCGCCGCGCCAAGUGCAGCUCCAAGCCCGACAAGCGCAUCAUCCUCGUCGGUCCACCUGGCUCUGGAAAGGGAACACAAUCUCCCCUUAUUAAGGAUGAAUAUUGUUUGUGCCAUUUAGCCACUGGCGAUAUGCUGAGGGCUGCUGUUGCCGCUAAGACUCCUCUGGGUAUCAAGGCUAAAGAAGCUAUGGACAAGGGAGAGCUUGUUUCAGAUGACUUGGUUGUUGGGAUUAUUGAUGAAGCCAUGAAAAAACCUUCAUGUCAAAAAGGUUUUAUCCUUGAUGGCUUCCCUAGAACUGUUGUUCAAGCACAAAAGCUCGAUGAAAUGCUGGCAAAGCAAGGUGCUAAGGUUGACAAGGUUCUGAAUUUCGCAAUUGAUGAUGCAAUAUUGGAAGAAAGAAUUACUGGCCGUUUGAUACACCCAUCGAGUGGUAGAUCUUACCAUACAAAAUUUGCUCCUCCUAAGACUCCGGGAGUUGAUGAUGUUUCCGGUGAACCCUUAAUUCAAAGAAAAGAUGACACAUCUGAGGUCUUGAAAUCAAGGCUUGAAGCUUUCCACAUACAAACUGAACCUGUGAUUGACUACUACUCCAAGAAUGGCCUAGUGGCAAAUCUUCAUGCGGAGAAACCACCAAAAGAAGUGACCGCCGAGGUGCAGAAAGCUCUUUCGUGAGGGGCUUGUUUCACCUUGAAAGCGACAUGUAACAAAACCCCGUCUGGGUUUCUUAGAAGUUGUAAACUCAUACUGGCAUCCUGUGGUUCUCAUUUCCUGUCUGCAUGUGCACUAUUGCACAAUUUCAUUACAGCUUUUGAAUUACAGCUUUUGCUAGCUUGGAUUUUUUCUGAAUAAUUUUGUUUGGAAUGAGAAGUUUUUAUUAGCGGUA